UCCUUUUUUCCCCUUCUCUUAUAGUCUUAUAUUGAAGUAUUAAUAUAUAUGGCUAAACUUUAUUCCCCAUGUUACUUAAUUAUUUUCUUCACUAUUAGCCAUUUAGUCAUGUCCUUCAUAGGGAAGUUACACUUGAAGCCAUACGAUGUUUUUUCUCAGCUUGAUAUUGCAACCAGACUCAUCAGUAGUGCAGAUUCAGCUGCCACAGUGGCAACUUCCACUGAUUUUGGAAAACUUGUUCAAGAAACCCCAGCUGCAGUUCUUUACCCUUCCUCCACUGACGACAUUGUCAAGCUCGUUCACUUCUCCAAUAAUGGCAUUUCUGUCCCUUUUGGCAUCGCGGCGAGAGGGCAUGGCCAUUCUGUGAGGGGACAGGCCAUGGCACCAAAUGGAGUUGUGGUGGUCAUGAAUUCUUUGAAGAAUAGUAAUAAUAUGAUUGGAAUUAGGGUUUCUUGGGACCCUAUUUUAGGGUUUGGUUAUGCAGAUGUGGGAGGUGAGCAACUUUGGGUUGAUGUUCUGCAUGCAACGUUGGAGCAUGGGCUUGCACCUGUCUCGUGGACUGAUUAUUUGUACCUCUCUGUUGGAGGAACUCUCUCUAAUGCUGGAAUUAGUGGCCAAACUUUCCGCUAUGGUCCUCAGAUUAGUAAUGUUAUUGAAAUGGAUGUUAUCACAGGUAAAGGGGAAUUUGUGACUUGCUCCAAACACACGAAUUCAGAGCUGUUUUUUGCAGUUUUAGGAGGUCUAGGCCAGUUUGGAAUCAUAACCAGAGCAAGAAUUAUCUUAGAGAAAGCACCAACAAGAGUGAAAUGGGUCAGAGUGUUGUAUGCUGAUUUUUCAAAAUUCACAAGUGACCAAGAACAACUUAUUUCCAUUGAUGGCAUGGACUAUGUGGAAGGCUCUCUUACGAUGAAUCAAAGUCCUCCAAAUAAUUGGAGAUCUUCCUUUUUCUCACAUUCCAACCAAUCCAAAAUACUUUCCUUGAUAUCCAAAUACGGCAUUAUCUACUGUUUGGAAAUGGUCAAGUACUAUGAUGAUCAAAGUGCUAGUACAGUUGAUGAGGAAUUGCACAAGAUGAUGAAAGGGUUGAACUUUCUGUCUGGACACAUAUUCAAGAAAGAUGCAACCUUUGUAGAUUUUCUUAAUAGAGUAAAAAAGGGGGAGCUAAAGCUGCAAUCAAAAGGACUGUGGGAUGUUCCUCAUCCAUGGCUCAAUCUCUUUGUACCAAAGUCCAGUAUCAUGGACUUCAAUGCUGGUGUCUUCGUGGACAUCAUUCUCAAACAAAACAAGACCACAGGGUCCAUCCUUGUGUACCCAACAACCGGAAUAAAAUGGGAUGAUCGGAUGUCUGUUGUGAUACCAGAGGAGGAGACAUUCUAUUGCGUAGGGCUGUUGUACUCUUGUGGAUUCAAUGACUGGGAGUCUUUGGAUGGUCAAAAUGAAGAAAUCUUAAACUACUGUGAAAAAAAUGGUCUCAAGAUCAAGCAAUAUCUUCCACAUUACAGAACUAAGGAAGCUUGGAUGAAUCAUUUUGGCAAAAAAUGGGAAGUAUUUCAACAAAGGAAAAGUCAGUUUGAUCCAAAGAUGAUUUUGUCACCAGGACAAAAGAUUUUCAAUUAGCUCAUUUUUACUUUGGUGAAGGUACGUAUGGCAAUAGUAGGAUAGGGUAAAUGAUCUGCACGGAAUAAAUAGAGACAUCAAGUUAUGGUAUAUAUUGUACUUGUGACUUUUUAUGUCACCUAGAAAAGAAAUUAAUAGUUCACUAUAUGACAAUA
Lycium barbarum (goji berry) is the source of this 1772-nucleotide messenger RNA. RefSeq names its product cytokinin dehydrogenase 3-like. Lineage: Eukaryota; Viridiplantae; Streptophyta; Magnoliopsida; Solanales; Solanaceae. Gene Ontology annotation, biological process: cytokinin metabolic process. The transcript is spliced from 5 exons. The coding region runs from base 49 to 1617 and encodes 522 amino acids. Gene Ontology annotation, molecular function: FAD binding; cytokinin dehydrogenase activity. The record is from RefSeq and is a predicted model, not a curated record.